Molecule: messenger RNA, 1056 nt
Organism: Haemonchus placei
Lineage: Eukaryota; Metazoa; Nematoda; Chromadorea; Rhabditida; Trichostrongylidae
Source: the annotation of a GenBank genome assembly
CAAAAGAGUGCCGAAGAGGUUAGAGCUCAGCGAGCCAAUAAAGCAGCCGAGAAGAAGGCGAGAGGUGAGCUCUUGCUUAAUUUCAUGUUUAUAUUUUUGCUUUCUCUUAGCUUGGUUCUUACUGCCAUUUUAUUGGGUUCCGCACUCCUUACAGUUCCUAUUGGUCCGUGCUCUGAAUGUCCUGAACCGCCGUCCACUGCACAUAUUCAUCCAGCUUUCUUGAAUUUGGCAGUGCGUUGCGAGCUUGAUGUGAUAGAUGACGUGGACUCGCUUUGUCUCAAUUUCAUUGCCGCUUUCAAGGAAUACCUCGCUGAUUGGAUCGCGCAGCGCCAAAAGGAAAACCGCGAUGAGUCUUCGCUGAGUCACGACCUUAACCUUGCUCUUCGGCCUCAGAUAGCUCACCUUACCCACGAAAGCCGGUGGCCACUUCCAUACGCUCUUGGAAAUAUAGUGCGGCAAUUGAAGAAGGAAAUUAUGAAAAUAGGGACGCCUGACAGGAAUGGACGCUUGCAGAAGUGGUUAGAGGAUUGCGAAGAGGAAUACUUUGGUAGCGCAUACCGAGCCAUUUCGGAAUAUCUUUUAGUAAAGAUGAGGACUGCUCCAAAUGUCAUCACCUAUGACUGGUGUCCUCUGGUUAACAAGGUACUCCUCGAUGCCGUCGAAAAAGACUCCAAUGCAUUGUUUACUGUAAUUGACCCGGAAAUGGAAGGUAAAGGUGAGAAUGCCUUAUGCCAUUCCUCUUAUAAUAAGGCAGCUUCGGGCUCCAUGCUUCUCCUCGGUUGUGUUGCAGUACUAUCGAAUGGAUGUAUUGUUGCUCCAAAAGGCAGUAUGCUUGUAGCACUUACUGCGAAAGCCUUCAAUGUUCCGGUGCUAGUAGCUUCUCAGACAUUCAAAUUCGUGGAUAAGGUAAGGGGAGGUCGAGUGGCAUUGUUAAAACGGGAAGCAAUGGAGCUCGUACCAUCCGAUCUCAUUACAGCCAUUGUGACAGAUAUCCGAGUAUUACCACCGAGUUCGGCACCAGCAGUUCUCAAAGCUAAAGCACUUGAUUUGGAGUGA